AAAUUGGCGCCAAAAUACUUCACAGAGAUAAUAGAACAAUGAAGAUCCAGCAUAAGUCGGUACAAUGUACAGAUUGAUGUAAAUAAAAGGAGCAUGAUAUAAAUACGGGUAGAAUGAUUCAACGGAUAUCAUUUGGAAAAUUAUUACCUUAUUUACCAAAAUGUUAUCGGAUAAACCAGUAUAACCAAAUUUCAAACAAUGCAACAAGAGAUGAAGGUAAUAUAUCUGACACGUUACAUACAGAAGAAUCAUUAAAAGAUGUUUGUGAUAAUGAAAAUGAAUUGAAUGAAGAAAAGGUGUCACAACUGCUCAAAGAAUCUGCAACAUUCACUGAUGCUACAGAUAAAAGUUGGUCUACGACUCCAUAUCCUAAAGAUAUUGUAACUAAACAAAAUGAGGAAAGAAAAGAAAUUGAUCCAACGACAAAGUCUGUAUUUCUAUUCCCUGGACAGGGUACGAUUAAAGUUGGCAUGAUAAAAAAAUACAUAAAGUUUCCUGUUACUAAAGAACUUUUCAAAAUAGCCAAUGAAAUUAUUAAUUAUGAUUUAUUAAAUCUCUGUAUGAAUGGACCUCAACAAAAAUUAAAUAGAACUGAAUAUAAUCAAAUUUGUACAGUAGUUUCAUCUUUAGCAGCAUUAGAAAAGGUUCGUGAAGAAUCGCCUGAAGCAUUUGAAAAUUGUAUUGCCACAGCAGGCUAUAGCGUAGGAGAAAUAACUGCUUUAAUCUUUUCUGGUGCUAUAACAUUUGAAGAUGGAAUAAGAUUAGUAUGGGCUAGAGGAAAAGCUAUGCAAGCAGCUUCUGAUAAAGUACCUCAAGGAAUGGUGUCUGUAUUUUGUGAUAUAAAUGCAAGACUUUCAGAGGCUUGUACAAAUGCAGAAAAGUGGGCACUAGAUCUAGGUGUUGAGCAACCUACGUGUAGAACUGCUAUUUUUUUAUGCACACAAAGAAAGAUACUGGCAGGAAGUGAAGAAGCAUUAAAGUAUAUUAAAUUACACCAUGCUAAGUAUGGUUUAAGUAAUGUAAAUCAAUUGCCAGUAUCAGGAGCUUUCCAUACACGACUAAUGGAACCAGCAUUAGAAUCAGUUUUCCAAGCCUUAAAAUCAAUAGAAGUACAUGAACCUAGGUGUAAAGUAUAUUCCAAUGUUACAACAACACCAUAUUCAAAUUUACGUUAUAUGAAAAAAUGGAUUAUGAAACAAAUUGUUUCACCAGUUAAGUGGGAACAAUGUAUGCAGAAAAUAUACAGUAGACCUGAUGGAGUAGCAUUUCCACAGACAUAUGAUGUGGGGUCAGAAGGACGAAUGAAAUCUAUUUUAAAUUUAAUCAAUGCAAAAGCAUGUAAAUCAUGUGUUGUUAUUUGAUUUAUUAUUUAAAAUUUGAUACAAAUAAAAAGUUGAUGAACAAUUUUC
Megachile rotundata (alfalfa leafcutting bee) is the source of this 1409-nucleotide messenger RNA. It is a transcript of the gene beg, whose product is annotated as malonyl-CoA-acyl carrier protein transacylase beg. Gene Ontology annotation, molecular function: transferase activity. The record is from RefSeq and is a predicted model, not a curated record. NCBI's taxonomy places the organism in Eukaryota, Metazoa, Arthropoda, Insecta, Hymenoptera, Megachilidae.